AAAUGGCAAUAUUGCUAAAAAGAAACAGCCAAAAGCCUCGUCAUCUAGCUAGAAUAGAAAAUUUAUUCAAAUAUGUAUGUAGUAAGAUGUCUUGACAAAACUAUAGGCACAUACUUCUAAUGAAUCUCUAAGUCUGAAACCUGUUUGUUUAAUGAAUCACUCGCGGUGUUGUAGUAUUUUUCUUACCAGCGUCAUUAGUGUAAUAGGCACUUCUAAUAGAUGGAAAUUACCAUCGCUCCUCAUCAAUUCUCUGUGUAUUUUUAAGAAUACAUAUUUUUAAUGAUUCACGUUUUGCCUAUUCAUGUAUAAUAUACAAAUUAAAAAAUAGUUUCUGGUUUUGAUCACAUUCAACUUCCAUCCUACGUAUUUUUCAGUUUAUUUUAUUAACAUUUUGUUCAUCAUUUAGAACGUGGAAUGUAUACUCGUAAUGAUUACACGAAAAUACAUUUUUACGUGUUAUACAGCAAGGGGACAAUAUUUCGCUAACUGAUAAACUGAAAGUUGAUGAAAACUUUUAAUACUAUCUCUGCUGCGUAGAAACAUUACAAUUCAACAUGGGGAAACAAAACAGCAAACUGAAACCCGAGGUCCUUGAAGAUCUGAAACAGAACACAGAAUUUUCAGAUGCCGAGAUACAGGAGUGGUACAAAGGAUUCUUAAAGGAUUGUCCCAGUGGCCAUUUGUCUGUAGAAGAAUUUAAGAAAAUAUAUGGAAACUUUUUCCCAUACGGGGAUGCCAGUAAGUUUGCUGAACACGUUUUUCGAACGUUUGAUGCGAAUGGCGACGGGACUAUAGAUUUUCGGGAGUUCUUAUGCGCUUUGAGUGUGACAUCGCGGGGCAAAUUGGAGCAGAAGCUUAAAUGGGCAUUCUCUAUGUAUGACCUGGAUGGAAAUGGUUAUAUCUCCCGACAGGAAAUGCUUGAAAUUGUUACAGCUAUCUAUAAAAUGGUGGGCUCCGUGAUGAAAAUGCCCGAAGACGAAUCCACGCCCGAAAAACGAACGGACAAAAUAUUCCGACAAAUGGAUAGAAAUAAGGACGGAAAAUUAUCACUCGAAGAGUUCAUAGAAGGCGCCAAGAGUGACCCAUCUAUUGUCCGACUUCUUCAGUGCGACCCGCAGUCACAGUGAUACCUCAAAUAUUAAUAUUUUCGACCGAGCGUACCAAUUACCUCGAUCUCCAUGCUAUGCAAAUCUAUUGUACAUGAUCACUUAUCUGCUUGUAAGAGCUAGUGCGCGGCGUAUAGCAUUACUGCAUAUAAAAUCUCCUCCGGUCGUUGUCCUGCUGCUUGGCUGUUUACAGAUUCUUCCUUUUUUGUGUUCGUGGCUAAAGCCUGAUUUAUCCAUAUCUUACUUUAGGUAAUGAAAUAUUGUAACUUUACGUGUUACGCUAUACUAUAUAUUUUUUUGCGAUUCGGACAUGACGCAAGAGCUUUUUUGGGAUAGCAAAUAUCCCAUGCUAGAUGGAAACUUUAACAAUAUCUAUUGAAAUUAGUUCCAACGGUGCUAGAUUCAAAUGGAAUGGUUAUAAAGUUGUGCCGAAUACAAAUUUUCUUUACUAGUGUUUUCGCUAAAGAAAAUAUUGUAAUCGAGCUCACUUCCAGACAUGGGAUAAUAAUACAAAAGUUCGGCGAUUGAAUUGACGCAAUAGGCUAUGGCUAUGGGCUUUUGUGUUGUCUUUGAAUCGCAAAGUAUAACUCGAUACUUGUAUAUCAUUAGUAAUUUUUAUUAUUAAGUGUAAUGUAAUUAGGUAAAGACAACCAGACAACAGGACAAUUGAAAUGUGACUAUGUUUACUGUGUAUUUCCCAAUUAUUAUUUUAGUUAGGAUAGUGAUACCAUUUUGUCCAUAUUUAGCGGUCUAAAAUUUUGUUACAAGCCUGCAUUAUCGAACGCAGCUUAUCUUUCGAUCUGUUCACUCGUUAUAUUAUCUUCGAUAUUUCAUAACAAUUACUUAUUAGUAUAAUGAAAUUUCAUAGUAUAUUCGAUGAAGUCUGUAUAUUAUGAUGGGAUAUCCGGGCAAGAAACGGGACGGUCAAAAUAGGCCAAGACUUGUUUCUUUGAUAUUUCUCUUUGAAUGCUUUUUUACAAAACAAUGUAGGAUUUAUUUCAUAUAUAAUAGAUGCCGAAGUUAUCUUACUUGUGCUAUUUAGUUGUACCAAAUCAAAGAUCUGUAAUUAAUGGUUCUUACGUAUCUAUAAUUUAGUUUAGGACCCUGCAUAAGACGAAAAUUACUCUAUAGUUGUUGUUAUAUUCAUAUGAAAAUUCGGAAUAAUUUAAACAAGACAAUAAAGUUCAAAAGCCGAUUUGACGAUCUGUACCUUUUAUAUUACUUUAUUAUUACAAAACAUAAGUGUAUUGAGUUAUGGAUAGUUUUUAUGGCAGAUAAUCAUUAAGCGGUCACCGCGUUUAUUGGCAAUGUAGUACCUUAUAACCACUUAUGACAAUAUAUCAAUGCUGUGUUAUCAAAGUUUAAGUUAAACAUGGAGGUGAAUGUAUUCCGAGAAAGCGAGCCCGCAAAAUAGACAUAUAGUUAGUAAUGGUCUUAUGAUAAAUCGAGUAAUUUUCUAUAUACAUUAUAAAAUUAGAAUCGUUUUGUGUUCGAUGAAUGACAUAUAUAUUGCAUUCAUAGUUACAUUGUACCAAAUCACAAGUAUUUACCCUGCGUGAAACCAGCUGGCAAAGUCAGACUAGUGUCUUAGUGUUGGCGUAGAGAUGGGCGUGUUCAUUAUAUAAAUAAGCAUACAAUUUCACGACGUCCAUAAAUAUAAUUUACAAAAUUCCUUUCUGUAGCUUCCUUAAGGUACAUGCCAACUGAUUUCACUGCAAAUUACAUCACGUGGAUCUGAUAAAUGAAUAAAUACGCUUCUAUCUUGCUAGUCUUUAUGGUCUAUAUAAUUAAUUAUAUAGUCUUCAAAAGAGUGCCUGGUAUUUGAUCAAUACCAUUGUAACUAAAUUGACCAUUUACACAAAUUUUAUGCAUCAGAAUUACAAUAAUUAUACAUUAUUUAGGAUAUAAUCAGAUCCUUCUACACGACCUGAAUUUACAUAGUGACAUGCAAAAAUUAGUACGUUUUAAUGUUAUAAGUACUGUUGAAUAUUCAUUUAUGUAACCGAGCGUUCAAUCACAUAGCUGAUAUUAUAAGGCUUAGUUAUAAUGUGUUUAAAUCUAAUCACGAGUCAGCCUGAGUAUUAUUCGAUUAUUUGUAAUUUGAUUUGUAAGAAUAUUGCGUACGAUAAGUUUUAUAAAUAUAUUUUAAGAAUGGCAAAUUGAGUCGUCGAUCGUGGGAAUAGUGCGUAGGUUGUUUUGUAGGGCCUUGUCGAGGUUAUCGCGAAAGAUAUGCAAUUGAUUGAUAAUAAGCUUAGUACAAAUUGUAUUGACAAACUUUUGUAGAUUGUAUAAUAUUAAAUGUAUAAAGAUAGUAUCGUUUAACUGAAAUGUAUUUUUGAACGAUUAUUAGUUAGAUAAGUAUAGAUUUGAUUCAUAACGACAUCGUAUGUUUAUUUGCAGUAGACAUCGCGAUGUAUGCCUUAAAACAGAUAUAAAACGUUAGCUGCCGUAGAUAUAUACUUAAUUAUAUAGAGAACUAGUUACGUAUAGUUAUUUUACAUAGCUUAGAAAUCGGCAUAUCAUAAAGAAGAUUUCCUAAAAACGAAACUUGAGCAAUAUCGAAAUCAGUUUUGGUAUCCAUUUUCUUUGGAGGGAGGUCUUGAUCUUUUGAACUCUAAAUUGAAUUUGAAAAGAAAACGCAAUAAUGUUAAUGUUAAUAAAAAUACGAAUACUUUUAAAAUAUGACGUGCUCACAUUUUGUAUUAUUAAUGUUUGUUAUUAAUCAAACGUUUAUUGAAGAAAGACAAUUAAUAAGCAUAAGUCUUGCUUAUAAGUGUGGUUUAUAAAUUAAUUUCCCUGAAUAUUGAAAGAUUGGUUUGCUGUGUCUAAUUAAUGACACUAACACAACGAUUAAAAAUUCAAUUUGAAAUGUUGAAUAAUAUUUUACUUUGUUUAUGGUUUUCUUUUUUUUUUUCAAAACAAUUAUAAUGUAUGAUUAUAAAUUAUUUAUUAUUGGUUUUGCUCUAGAUCUGCUUUAUCGUAAUAUAGAUUGUAUAAUUUAUUAGAUACAUUGUUUUACCUGGAACGCUUUGUGACAUGCUCUGACUAGGCCUAACAGUAUAUAUGCGCACUGUUGGUGAUUGUCGACUCGUUAAAUCAUUAAACACAAUUAUUAUCCCAUUUUAAAAUUAUUUAUAUGAUUUCAUUUGCACAUUUCGUUUAUUUGUUUAUUGUUUAUUUUUACAAAAAGUACUUAACCACUUACUUAUCUUUUGUGUGUAUGCUGUUUUCUUUCUUUUUACACUGACGAAAAAAAAAAUUAAUAUAUUAUUUAAUUCAAUGAACUUCUGACGAUUAAUUAAUUUGCUAUCACACUUUAUUUAGCUACUUAUAGUAACCAUUUAAUAAGCUCAGCUUUUCUUUGCUUUUAUUAUGUUGUAAUUAUUUAAUCAUUUAUUGUACUGUAAUGCACAAUUUGAUUUACCGCACAACUAAUGUAAUUAUUAUGUUUUUUUUUAAUAAUGAUGUAGCGGCGAGUUAUAUUAUUUAUGUAUUGUGUGGAGGUCAUUCUUUAUAAAAGUGAAUUAUGUUUUGAUUAUUUGUAUAAUACUGAAGUAUAUAGUGCUAACCUUACCGAAAUAAUCAUGUUAAUAGAUCGCUAAAAAAUGUAUUGAAGUAAAACAUACAAUAAAUUAAACUAUUAUGACGUUGGUAAAUCGUGACUCACAUUUUCUUCCAGAAAAUAAUAAUUGUUAAGGUUUCAUCUAUAUUGGAUAAUAUACAUUUAUAGUAAAGUCAUGGUAGUAAGUCAAUUUAAUUCAAUGUCAAAAAAUAUAAAAAAAAUAAUGGCCAUAAUUUUUCUCUUCAUUCACAAAUAUUCAUCGAUUGUAUUUACGCGUAUGUCUGAUACAGUGGAUACAUUGAUUAUUAGCUAUAAGUUUGAAAGGCUAUAUAAUAUCGCGUCUUUGUAGUCAUUGUGUAUUCCAUUUCACUUUUUCUAUUGCGUUAUCUUCUUAACUAGUCUUUAUCAAAAAUGUUAUACGGCUGAAAAUGAUCGUAAAGUAUAGGGUUAAAUUGGUAACAUUUGUCUAAUUAUUAUGAUUUCAAGCCACCGCACUUACACUGCCAUUGCGUACGUUUCGUUGGACCUGAUUUUAUACUUUAUUCUAAUUAAAAAAAGUGAUAACUAAAUUUAUUAUGUAUAUUAUGCUUUAUCCGUGUUAUUUAUAAUAUAGCUGAAACUAUGCAAUAAAUAUCAGUACAUUGUUAUGAUAAGCAAUAAUGUAAGUAAAUCCUUCCUAAGUUAGGUAUUGAAAAAUAAUAUGCCGUUACCUUAUUUUGUACUUAAAUUUACAAGCAAAUAUUUACAAUACGUAUGUUUAACUAAAAAUAUUUUGAAAAGGAAUAUUACGAAGUAUUUCGAGUAAUGCAAAAUGGACCGUGUUAAGAGAAGAGUUUAUGAUUAUAUUAAAUGUUAAAAUAAUAAAAUAAACUAUAACACAUAAAUUGGUAUAGAAAAAUGUGUUUGUAUUAAACGUUGUUCAAUGGCCCUCUAGAGGGCGUAUUUCUAAAUUUGUCUAUUGGCGUUUGGUCACUUCUUUGUUCAUAUUGUAUUUUCUUUACAACGGGCUAACAAAAAGAGUGGCCAAUACCUAACACGAAUCUAAAACUAUAAUCAACCCUAUACUUCACAUCACUUUUUGAAAACGAUUAAAAAAUACACAUUUAAAAGCUUGUGCUUUAUAAAGCUUUGCAUGUUGUUUGUAUUAUAAUAACUUAUUUCACCCACGGAUUCGAAUUAGUUAAAUGAUAUCUAAAUCAUUUAAUGUUGUAAUGUAAAAGAGAUCAAUAUUUUAAUAGAUAAUUUUAAUCGCGUAUCAAUUGUUAGAUGUUCGUGAUAAAUUUUAUGAAUAUUAUAGUUAUCAGAAUGUUCUAAAUACUUUCCAAUUUAAUGGUUUUAAAGUACCUAUCACUUCUUUACUUCUUGAACACACUUCUAAUAUUCUAACUUUUCCUCACGAAAACAACUUCUAAAUUAUAAUUACCUACUUAGUAGGAAAAUAAUAUCCUUACAUUUUAAUAAUGUUAUUACACAUUAAAAGCUUAUACGUACAAAGGUGCGAGGCGAGAUUGAGUUAAUUUAAUAACAAUACUGUCUGUGUGAGACUUUCUAUUGACUGAAGUUUGCAUUUUGCGCACAAAGCAUUGUUUCAUAAACGGUUUGACAACAGCGCAUUUCAUUCUGAACAAUAGAUUUGUUGUAUACCGAAUGUGGUAACCUCACUGCAACUUUAACAUGAUUCUCGCCCACCAAAAAUAUUUGGAAUUUAACAAAAACAUUAUGUAAGUAUUUGCAGCAUGGUAAUAAUUCAUUGUUUUUAAAUCCAUGAUUUAUACAAAGAAUUAUAACGAUAAUAUCUCACACGUGAAUACAUAAUGUCGCCUUACGUUGUAAUUUGAAACGGAUAUUUCGUACGUAGACAUGUUCACAAAAAUAUAAAAGGCCAGUAUAUUAUGUCGGUUGUUAAAAAAUUUCACAGUAUUUCGAUUCAAUAAGAAAAUUUGAUUUUUACUGUCUUCCAGUAUAUUAAGCUGUAGACAUUUUAAUGAGUACUUUAAUUGGCCUUUAUUCGUAUUGUAGUUAAAUGAACAUUUUAAAAUUAAUUUUCUAGUGUCUUAUUAUCCCGUAGGUACCUAUGUAUAGGUGCUGCCGUUGAAGAAAUAUCCAAUAGAGGACGCUUCACAAAUAUUCUAAAGUUGAUAUAUUCAUAUUAUACUAUUAUACCAUAAAUAUAAAGCGGUUAUAUCUUACAAGUUACAAACUAUGAUAGCUUCAAUUUAUCUCUUAACACCUAGUUAUGUAUGAUUUUGCUCCACUAUUAUAAGCUUAAAACAUUUUCUCAUUGCUAAGUUGUUCUUCACUCUUUUAUAAAUAUUACACAUAUUAAAUAUAUGGUGCGACAAUUACCCGCGAGAUUAUUACAAUAUUAGUUAUAUUGUCUCUUAGGUUUAUGUAUGAAUUACCCGAUUAUUAUUAUUUAUUGAAUUUUGGUACGUAUUUACGUUUAACUCAGGGUGCUAUUGCCUCUCAAAUGCGUGCGAAGAAAGCCGUUUUAUCAAACGUGAGUCGUUUGAUAAUUCAUGGAGAUUUGGAAAAUACAAUCGACAAUUGACUAGCCUCUCAAUUGUGGUUAUUGUGUCAUGUAAAUUGUCGGUUGAUUUUUGUAUGAGAGGGCAGAUGGGAGUGCACUUAAUUUAUCUUGAAAUCGUGUUUCUUUUUAAUGGACCAAAAUCAUAACAACAUUAUGUACUUAUAAGCAAUAAAUGUGUACCUUCUACUAUUUCUAAAUACUUAAUACUUAUUCGUGUUUGUAGAAAGACUAUUUUGUGUAUUAGGUACAUAUCAAUUCUGAUUAAAUACUUAGAUGUUUCAGACUAUUAAAUAUAUCUACAUACGUUGUGAGUCAAUGUUUAAAUUCACUUUACGAAGUUCGGAAACUUAUUAAUAGCACCCUGCAAUUUGAACUUAACGAUAAUAUGUGUUGUAAAUGUCGUAAAAAUUUAAUCCUUUGCGGAUUUUAUAUUUCAGAUGUCACUUUUGAAAUUCUAUAUAUAAAUUUACUGUUCCGUGUAGUCAAUUCGUGAUUCCUAAUUAUUUCUUCAAAAUGACCUUGAUCUGAUACUGUUUAGAUGUAAAGUUAUUGUAUCUAUUUAUUAAAUCUUUCUUCUCUCAAA
Molecule: messenger RNA, 7781 nt
Organism: Zerene cesonia (dogface butterfly)
Lineage: Eukaryota; Metazoa; Arthropoda; Insecta; Lepidoptera; Pieridae
Gene: Nca
Product: neurocalcin homolog
Exons: 5
Coding region: 555-1127 (190 amino acids)
Molecular function (GO): calcium ion binding
Source: RefSeq, a predicted model, not a curated record